AUCUCUACCAUUUGAUCUAGGAAGUCUUUGGAGCUGACAGCUAGCCCAGGCAUGAUGCCCACAGCCAACAGCAACCAAUGGACACAUGGAAACCACAACGCCCCUGCACCACCGCCCACGGGCGCACAGAACUUCGGCCACGGCGCGCCCCAGGACUACUCGUUUCAAUACUCGGCCUGCAACGGCCGGCGGAAAGCGCUACUUAUCGGUAUCAACUACUUUGGUCAAAAAGGCCAGCUUCGAGGGUGCAUCAACGAUGUAAAGAACAUGAGCACAUAUCUAAACGAGUUCUUUGGUUACAAGAGGGAGGAUAUGGUCACUCUGACCGACGACCAGCAGAACCCAAUGAGCCAGCCGUCCAAGGCGAACAUUUUAAGAGCGAUGCAUUGGCUAGUCAAGGAUGCACGCCCGAAUGACUCGUUGUUCUUCCACUACUCAGGACACGGCGGCCAGACCAAAGACUUGGACGGUGACGAAGACGACGGCUAUGACGAAGUAAUCUACCCCGUCGACUUCCGCACUGCCGGCCAGAUCGUCGACGACGAGAUGCACCGUAUCAUGGUCAGCCCCCUGCAACCCGGUGUUCGUCUAACGGCCAUCUUCGACUCGUGUCACUCCGGCUCCGCGCUCGAUCUGCCUUACAUCUACUCCACCCAGGGCGUGCUCAAGGAGCCCAAUCUUGCCAAGGAGGCUGGCCAAGGCUUGUUGGGCAUUGUGUCGAGUUAUGCCAAGGGCGACAUUGGCAGUAUGCUGGGGAGCGCGACGAGCCUUUUCAAGAAGGCGGUCUCGGGAGAUGAGGUGUACAAGAAGAACUUGAAGACCAAGACCAGCCCUGCGGACGUGAUCAUGUGGAGUGGAAGCAAGGAUACGCAGACGUCGGCCGACGCAAGCAUUGGCGGCGAAGCCACGGGCGCCAUGUCCUGGGCCUUCAUCACCGCGCUCCGCAAGAACCCCAACCAGAGCUACGUUCAGCUGCUAAACAGCAUCCGUGACGAACUCGAGGGCAAAUACCAGCAGAAGCCGCAGUUGAGCUGCAGUCAUCCUUUGAAUGUCGACAUCUUGUACGUCAUGUAAAUGCAAGUGUGUAAAGAUGAUGAACAAUGAAUGGACGAGGAUAUGGGAUUGGGAUUGGGAAAGGUUCAUUGUUUGAUUGAUAUCAGGCACUGUUGUAUAGGAAAGGGUCUACAAAAUGGGCACUUCUAUCACAACUGUUGAUGAUUGUGUAUACCUGUUCUUGUAAUUACUUGUGGUGGAACUUCCAAGCGUGUUGCUGCGGCACUCAGUUGCUAUUGGGCCGUUUUUUUUUAAAACAGAACUAAGUUGAAUGUUCACCUACUCACUACUACUGUCUGCACCAACAACCAUUUCAUUGGCGGUGCGUGCACCAUGAGUCGGUCAUCAAGGGUAAAUUGAGUUACACGUACUCGUCCGUUGUUGUCUCUUGUAAGCUAACAAUACCACAAUGGCAAACCU
Cucurbitaria berberidis CBS 394.84 is the source of this 1473-nucleotide messenger RNA. RefSeq names its product peptidase C14. Lineage: Eukaryota; Fungi; Ascomycota; Dothideomycetes; Pleosporales; Cucurbitariaceae. The transcript is spliced from 4 exons. The record is from RefSeq and is a predicted model, not a curated record. Gene Ontology annotation, molecular function: cysteine-type endopeptidase activity. Gene Ontology annotation, biological process: proteolysis. The coding region runs from base 52 to 1074 and encodes 340 amino acids.